GUAUUUUAAACAUCGAUCUAAAAUCUCUUAAAUCGGUUUUAAAUUCUUUAUAUGAAAAAAGUCAAUGAAUAUUAUAGAACAUUCUGUUUAAAAUUAGCCUUUCGCUGGUAUAAAACGAUCCUUUCGCAAAUUAACACGGUCACCCUUGUGUUUGUUUAUUUACUUAUCGACUUUUUAAUGUUUUGCGAAUAUAAAACGGAGUAGUUUGUAGCAUUGUUUAUUUUUUUUUUAAUACAAAAUAAUUUCUAUUAUUUCCUUGAACGUUUUGAAAAUAAUACGAAUGUUUGCAGCUAUGUCAGUUGCUAAAGCAUUUAAUCGAUCUACCGGCAGCAAAAGAACCACACGUACAUGUAUUCUGAAGCCUUUUUCAUCGGAAUGCACUUCAAUUAAUUUAUGUCCAGGGAAGCAGAUUAUAGGACGAUCAUUGGAUACGGGAAUAGAGGAUGUACGUUGUUCUAAACGCCAGUUGGAGCUAGAUGUUGACUUGGAAAGUCCGCACAUUAAGCUGCGUGUUAUUGGUAUGAAUCCUUGUAGUGUUAACGGUAUGAUGUUGAUGCAAGAAAGUAAAUGUAAAUUAGAACAUGGCGAUGUCAUUGAACUCGUUUAUGGAAAACAUCAGUACGAGUUACAAUUUCAGCCGCCACCAAAAGAUAUAAAAAGUGAGACAAAAAACGAAGGUAAUGUAUCCCAAAUAGAAAAUACAAUUGGUUCCGGGAGAUGGGAGAGUUCAGAAAAUGGUGCUAUGAUUGUGUACACCGAUGAUGCCGUAAAGGCGUCUGACAAAAUUGCUGGAUAUGAUGUUGACGGCACGAUUAUUACAACCAAGUCUGGCAAUGUUUUCCCAAAACAUACAGAUGAUUGGCAAAUACUAUAUGCUGAAGUACCAAAAAAGUUAAAAUUGCUACACGAAAGCGGUUACAAAAUUUGCUUUUUCACCAACCAAGGCGGCAUAGGAAGUGGCAAAAUAAAAUUGGAUGAUUUCAAGAGGAAAACUAAAGAUAUACUAAAAAAGGUGGGCGUCCCCAUUCAGGUGUUUAUAGCUAUUGAGGAUGGGCAAUAUAGAAAACCACUGACUGGAAUGUGGAAGCACCUAGUGGAACAUAAAAAUGAUAAUAUUGGAAUAGAUUUAGGUAAGAGCUUUUAUGUUGGUGACGCUGCUGGACGACCUGAAAGUGGAAGCGGGAAAACUAAACGCAGGAAGGAUCAUUCUUUAGCUGAUCGAAGAUUUGCUGCUAAUAUUGGUGUUUCAUUUUAUACUCCCGAAGAACAUUUCUUGAAUAGACCAACGGAACAGUACCUAAAACCCGAUUACCAACCCAGCGAAGUCGUAACUAAUAUGAAUAUUAUUCCUUUACUAGAGCCAGACAAUGUAAAACUUCCUGCUGAUAAUAGUGAGAUGAUAAUAAUGGUGGGAUUACCUGGUUCAGGUAAAAGCUUCUUUUGCAAACAACAUUUGGAAAAACAUGACUACGUAAUCGCUAACGCUGACAAAUUGGGAACCACUCAAUCAUGUUUGAAAAUAUGUGAGAAAGCAUUAGCCGCUGGAAAAUCGUGUGUUGUUGAUAAUACAAACGUCGAUGUUGAGUCAAGAAAAAAAUUUCUAGCACUUGCUAAGCAGUAUAAUGUAUCAUGUCGAUGUUUCGUUAUGAACGUGCAGUUAGACCUUGUGCGGCAUAAUAUCAAAUACAGACAUUUAACAGACACUAACCAUUCAAAGAUAAAUGAAAUGGUUUUCAAUAUGAUGAAGAAAAAGUAUACAGCUCCGACCGUAGGUGAAGGUUUCACACACAUUAUUAAAGUGAAUCUGAAACCAAGUUUUCAAAGCAAAGCUGAUGAAGAACUAUACAAAUUAUAUUUAUUAGAAAAAUAAGUAAGGAUGGAAAUGCCCAAUAAUACUUAAAUAAAAUGUUUCUUAUUAACAGAACAGUUUUAAUCUAAGGUAAA
Messenger RNA from Ceratitis capitata (Mediterranean fruit fly), 1944 nucleotides. It is a transcript of the gene PNKP, whose product is annotated as Bifunctional polynucleotide phosphatase/kinase. The coding region runs from base 281 to 1870 and encodes 529 amino acids. The record is from RefSeq and is a predicted model, not a curated record. Gene Ontology annotation, molecular function: protein binding; ATP-dependent polydeoxyribonucleotide 5'-hydroxyl-kinase activity; polynucleotide 3'-phosphatase activity. The transcript has 3 exons. NCBI's taxonomy places the organism in Eukaryota, Metazoa, Arthropoda, Insecta, Diptera, Tephritidae. Gene Ontology annotation, biological process: DNA repair.